AUGUCUGGGAGCGCCGCCGACAGCGAGCCUCAUGGCCUCAAAGGAAAGUUUGGCCACUUGCGCGAUAAGCUCAAGGACACCCAUCUUCACGAUGUCAAAGUCAAGGCGACUCAUAUGAAGCAUAAGAUUGGCAAGUUCGGCAACCUGGUCAAUCCGAAUCAUCGUCACGACGAAAAGCAUGAGCAGGAGACGGAUGAGAAGAGAAGUAGGGUUUGUGAGAACCACCGCUUCAACUCAUUUGCGCCUGAGAGGGACGGAAACUUGAUCAAGUGGUAUGUCGAUGGUAGAGACUACUUUUGGGCCGUCUCAGUUGCGUUAGAGAGGGCCAAAGAAACUAUCUACAUAGAGGACUGGUGGCUGUCCCCAGAGCUUUUCCUCCGUCGUCCCCCUUUCUACAACCAAGAAUGGCGUCUUGAUAGACUUUUAAAGAAGAAAGCGGAAGAAGGCGUCAAGAUCUACAUCAUAGUGUACAAAGAGGUCUCGGCGGCUCUCACCUGCAACAGCCAGCACACGAAGAAGGCCAUUAUGAAUCUUUGCCCUGUGGGUACUCCUGGAUAUGGCAACAUCAAUUUGAUGAGGCAUCCCGAUCACAAUGUGCUCGAGAAUGCUGGUGACAUGACCUUCUACUGGGCUCAUCACGAGAAAUUCCUCGUAAUAGACUAUAAUUUGGCGUUCAUUGGCGGUCUGGACCUUUGCUAUGGGCGCUGGGAUUACAGACAACACCCUUUGGCCGACGUGCAUCCUUCUGGUGUGCAGAAUGAGAUCUUCCCGGGCCAAGACUUCAACAACAACCGCAUCAUGGACUUCCAAAACGUCGAAGACUGGAAAUCUAAUCAACUCAGCAAAGCCGAAUACGGUCGUAUGCCGUGGCACGACGUCGCUAUGGGCGUCAUUGGGCCGUGCGUCCUCGACAUCGCCGAACACUUUGUCCUCCGCUGGAACUUCUGCAAGCGUGAUAAAUACAAACGCGAUGGCCGCUAUGAUUGGUUGACUCUAGAAGGACGAGAAGGCGCGGACGAAGAUCUCAUCGGCGUACAACGACCAAAGUUCCCGGUAGGAGAAUACAUACAUCAUCCCUUGAGCCUAGUCAGCACGAAGAAUCUUCGAAACCGGGGUACUGUACACGCACAGGUCGUGCGAAGCAGUGCGGACUGGAGUAGCGGGAUUCUUCCUGCGGAACAUAGUAUCCAGACUGCGUACUGCGACACCAUCCGCAACGCGCAACACUAUGUGUACAUUGAGAACCAAUUUUUCAUCACUGCGACUGGAGAAGAGCAGACCCCUGUACACAACCAAAUCGGACGUGCCAUCGUCGACGCCUGCGUCAGCGCUGGCCGCGAAGGUCGCAAAUUCCGGGUGAUCAUAGUGAUUCCGGCUAUCCCAGGCUUUGCUGGUGAUCUGCGCGAAAGCGCUGCCACAGGUACGCGAGCCAUCAUGGACUACCAGUACAAAAGUAUAUGCCGUGGAGAGCAUAGCAUUUUCGGUCAGAUCAAGGCUCAAGGCGUGAAUCCCGAGGAACACGUCUUUGUAUUCAAUUUGCGUUCCUACGAUCGACUCAAUGUUACCGCCAAGCUCAAGGCACAGGAAGAAAAGUCAGGAAUGAAGUACUCCGAACUUCAACGCGCAGAGGCAGACGAGAUCACGGCACCUGCUGAUGCUGGACCUGAAGCAAAAGAAGCCGCGGCCGAGAAGAGGCGGCAAUUUAUGGAUGAAUCUGUCGACGUGGGCAAAGGCGAUGAAGGCGGAAUCAUCGAUGCGGACUCGAUAGCUGAUAACGCCAUGCUGAACGACAAGUUGGUCAGCACCGAAGAAUGGGAUGGUGAGCCAGAAGAUGAGAAAGAGAAUUUCUUCCAAGAGGAACUGUAUAUCCAUGCGAAGGUUUGCAUCGUAGACGACAGGACCGUUAUUUGUGGAAGCUCGAACAUUAAUGAUCGCUCACAACUCGGCUACCACGACUCCGAACUCAGUAUAGUCAUGAACGAUACAGACUAUAUCGAGAGUACAAUGGACGGCGUCGCCUUCAAAGCCGGACGGCACGCCGCAACUCUUCGCCGAAAUCUCUGGCGUGAGCAUUUGGGCUUGCUCCCAGCUCAAAGCCUCGAUGCCUCGGAUGAUCCAAACGCACAGCCUCCGGGCGACUCGCCCAAUGACAACUACGAAGGGGCUGAGUACGAGUUCGUGGCAGAUCCGCUUUCUGACCGGGUGUGGGAGAUGUGGACUGGGAAUGCCUCCACGAACACCAGUGUAUUCCGCGAUCUCUUCCAUGCCGAUCCUGAUGACACCAUCUUGACGUUUGAGGACUACGAUAAAUUCACGCCCAAUCCGAAGGGUGACAAGGAACACAAGCAGGGUCAUUUGUAUGACAAAACCCGUCCAGUGGCAGAAGUGCGGAAGGAACUAGACAGGAUUAAAGGCCAUUUGGUAUGGAUGCCUAUGAAGUUUUUGCAGAAUGCAGAUAUGGCCGAAAAAGGCUUAACGCUCAAUGCCUACACUGAGAGUAUCUACACGUAG
Messenger RNA from Mytilinidion resinicola, 2511 nucleotides. RefSeq names its product phospholipase-like protein PldA. The record is from RefSeq and is a predicted model, not a curated record. NCBI's taxonomy places the organism in Eukaryota, Fungi, Ascomycota, Dothideomycetes, Mytilinidiales, Mytilinidiaceae. The transcript has 7 exons. Gene Ontology annotation, molecular function: D-type glycerophospholipase activity. Gene Ontology annotation, biological process: cell motility; phosphatidic acid biosynthetic process; intracellular signal transduction. The coding region runs from base 1 to 2511 and encodes 836 amino acids.